GAGGAACAGCCGCCACCUGCGCCGCAAGGGAGGGCGGGAGGAGCGGCAGCCGGCGGCGCGGGGGCCCGUGUCCCGCCUAGUGCACGAGAGAGGCGCGCGCCAUGGGCUCUCCUCAAGGUGCGCCGCUCGCGCUCCUCUUCCGAGGGACCUUCGCGCACUCCAGCUGCUCCUCGCCCCUGGACAUUCUCGCGGGCCACCUGUUGGGCGUCGACGAGAGCGGCAAGAUUGCAUUUUUGGAACCAGCUGAAGAGCAGGAGAAACUGGCAAAGAAGUGGGGAUUCAAAGCAUCUGACAUCCGAGAGCUCAGUAAUAAUGAAUUCUUCAUGCCAGGUUUGGUUGAUGCACACAUCCAUGCGCCACAGUAUUCUUUUGCAGGAACACGAAUCGAUCUGCCUCUUUUGCAGUGGUUGAAGGAAUAUACCUACCCAACAGAGGCCAAAUUCAAAGAUAAUGAUUUUGUGGAAGAGGUGUACACUAGAGUGGUGAGGCGAACACUGAAGAAUGGCACAACUACAGCCUGCUACUUUGGAACAAUUCACACAGAUGCAUCUUUGCUUCUCGCUGAUAUUAUAGAUAAAUUUGGCCAGAGGGCAUUUGUGGGUAAAGUGUGCAUGGACAUCAAUGAGAGUUUUGAACAGUACAAGGAGACCACCAGUGAAUCAGUCAAGGAGACGGAAAGGUUUGUUAGAGGAGUACUGGAAAAGAAAUAUCCAAGGGUUCACCCCAUAGUAACACCCCGCUUUGGACCAUCCUGUACAGAGGAACUGCUUAAUAGCCUUGGCAAGCUGGCAAAGAUUCAUGACCUUCAUGUGCAGAGUCACAUAAGUGAGAGUGAAGGAGAAAUGAAACUCGUAGAAAAACUAUUCCCUACUUAUCAAAACUAUACAGAGUUAUAUGAUAAAAACAAUCUUCUUACAAACAAGACAAUAAUGGCUCAUGGCUGCCAUCUUUCUGAUGAAGAACUGCAAGUUUUUAAUCUUAAAGGAGCUGCCAUUGUACAUUGCCCUAAUUCAAACAUAUCGUUGUGCAGUGGCCUUUUAAAUGCAAGGAAGGUUCUGAAGCAUCGCGUGAAGCUGGGCCUCGGCACAGAUGUUGCUGGUGGCUACUCAGCCUCUAUGCUUGAUGCUAUCAGAAAGGCAAUUAUGGUAUCUAACAUGAUUCAUAUUAACAAAGAGGAUGAAACAUGCUUAACUCUCAAGGAAGUUUUCCAACUAGCAACUCUUGGAGGGAGCCAAGCCCUUGGGCUAGAUACUGUGAUUGGAAACUUUGAAGUUGGCAAAGAAUUUGAUGCACUGCUUAUCAACACCAAAGCUUCAGACAGUCCUUUUGAGCUGUUUACUUGUGAUGCUUUUGAGGAUAUGAUCCAGAAAUUCCUAUAUCUGGGUGAUGACAGGAAUAUUGAAGAAGUUUAUGUGGCUGGCAAAUUGGUGGUGCCAUUUUCAAGCUCUGUCUAGAGUUAGAUCCUCUUGCCGCAAAAUGCUCUGCUGGUAACGCUAUAGCUUGGAAUAAUUGGGUGAAAAUGGGGUGCCUUGUUGUGAAGCCACGCUCACUCUGUUUAGUAUGUUUCUGAUUUGCACAAAAGAAGCCAAUUACACAUCAGAUACAAAAAAAGUAUUGUGCCAAUAAUGUAUGAGAGAGAGGCCAGGCCACAAAGAUCUAAAGUAAAAACAAACUUAUAUGUGGGGAAAACUCUGACAUAAAGAAGAAUCUCCAGAUGCAGUCAUAGUACACAUACCUCAAGUACACAUUGAAGUAAAUUUAUGAUUUUAAAUGUUUUUCCCAUAAAUUUUUAGGCAUCUUAUUAUAAAAUACUGAGGAUUUCAAUGAGAGCCAUACCAUUGGUAUGGGGGUGGGGCUGAUGAUGACACACCCCACCCCCAAAAAUCUGCAUCAAUCCUACUUCAACAUUCAGGUGACACAUUUCAGGGGAACAGUGCGCUGCACAUUGAAGGGGACUGGAAAUGCUCUGGUGUGUAAACAGGAACACUGGACUUUUGGGAUCCUGGUCAUUGUUUAUAAAUAUGUUUCAAGCAAAGCAAAGCAUAAUUCUUAACAAAGCCUAAACCCAUUCUCUGACGACAUUAAACAAUACUCAGGAAUUAUUUGGGGGAUGGGGUAGAAAAUUGAGCACAGAUACACUUUUAUCUCAAUUUGCUUAACCAUCCUUUCAAGCCAUUUUUUAUUUUUAUUUUUGCAUUUUUAAAUGUCUUUUUCAUCCAUCGCCUGAAAAGCACUUUUACUAAAAGGCUCUAAGGCCAGCAUAAAGAUCAUGUUCUGCUGACUUAUUUCCUUCUCACUAGCACACUGCUAGAUGUUUGUGAAUGUAAUCAUUACCAUAAACCUUGUUUGAACAAGCAGUUGCAGCAGCACUGAUGGGAACCCACACAUUCACACCCUGCAUCAGUUCCAAAUUGCUUCGAAUGUAAGCACAUGCUUCAACACCAGAAUCAGGGUGGUGCAAACAGUUCUUCCACACAAGGCUCCAAGCUGAGGGGGCACAAAAUUGAGAAGAUCCAUAACUGAGAAGAUCCAUUGGGGGCACCAAAUUUUGGCCUAGCACAGGACAUCAUAUUACGAAAGAUUACCAAAGUCUACCCCUGCAUGCUUAAUUUUAAAACAAUACCAAGGCUGGCUUUGAUAUUAGACAGAAUGAGGCAGCCUGUCUCAAGUGAAAGAUAAUAGUCAAUUAUUUCUUGGGUUUUAGGCCUCAGGCAUUUCUUGGGUUUUAGGCCUCAGGCACCACAAUGUCCUGUAACACUUUUUUUUUAAUGCAUGCUUAUAGACUGGGACAAGUUUAAUAGGGUCUUACUAGAGAAAUUAAUGUGAAUAAUUUUCUUCUUCUUCUUUGGUGAUCCCUCAUAGCCAAGUAAGAUUGUUUUCCAUAAACACAGUUUUAACAAUGAGUCUGUAAGUGACUGUGGAGACCAAUUCUGGAUCCAUGCAUUCUUCCACAGUGGGGACAUUGGUUUCUGGGCGGGAGUUGAUCACGGUGUGGAUGUGCCAAGCAUGCCUUCCUCUUAGCACGUUUCUCCCUUGCAUCCUGAGUUGAAGUGUCUUGGAUUCAGAAUAAAAUACAGAUUCAUACAGACAACCCCCCCCCCCCGGUAAAGGAGACCGAAGCGUUAUUUGUUUAGUCAUGGGUAUGUUGAUAUUUGAUUCAUAUGACUGCUGAAAGAAACUUUGCCACGGCACUGUGAUCUCAUUGGACUUGUCGUCCAGAAGAUAUUUGGUAUAGUAGCAGGGGCGUACAAAGUGGGGGGCGGAGGGGGCAGUCCACCCCAGGUGCCAAGAUGGCCCCUGCCUCCCCCCAGCUGUAGAGCGGCUGAGGGCGUGUGCAGUCAGUAUGGGCGCUGCUUACAUGGUGUCUGUACGGGCUUCCGUUCUUGCGCGGCCUCUGUACGGGCUGCCUCUCACACAGCGGCCGUAUGGGCUGCCGCUCUCUCACGCCGUCCAUACGGGUGACUGUAUGGGCUGCUGCACAUGCGCACUCACGCAGCAUCACCGGGCAUUUUGCCCUGCCCCUUGGCGUCCUGCCCCGGGUGUCAGAGAGGGUUCCUCUGCCACUGUAUAGUAGGCUUCAGAUUGACCCGGCCAAUUUGGCAAUAGUGGUUUAAUCAAUUGUUCCUUAGCUUGAUCAUAUUGUCCGCAAUGCAAUAUGCCUCAUGCAGUCGAUGUCCUGAGAGCAUACACAGAUCCUAUUUUGAUAAGGGAUACCUCUCAGUCUCCCAUUUAACACUUCUGAUGUAAAUACAUUUAAUCUGGCUUUCGUGAAAAGACACCUUUGGUAAAGGCUGUUCUCCAAUUGGAGCACUCGCAGGCAAGUGUUCCCCAAUUGUUGGUGUUUAUACUACUUUUUUUUUUUUAGAUUUGCCUUGGGACAGUCUUUAAACCUCUUUUGUUGACCAUCAGCAUUAUGCUUUCCAUUUUUAAGUUUUAAGGAAUAGAGUAAAGUGGUACCUCGGUUUAAGAACAGUCUGGUUUAUCUGGUUUAAGAACUAUUUGGUUUACAAACUCCGCAAAACUGGAAAUAGUGUCUUGGUUUGAGAACGUUACCUUAGUCUAAGAACGGAAUCCAGAGGCCUCAUUAGGGAAAGCGUGCCUCGGUUUAAGAACAGUUUCAGUUUAAGAACGGACUUCUGGAACGGACUAAGUUUGUAAACCAAGGUACCACUGUAUUUGCUUCGGAAGACGAUAAUCAGGCAUCCGCACAACAUGACCAGUCCAACGAAGUUGAUGUUGAAGAAUUAUUCUACAACUGCCUCAGCAAUAGUAUGCUUAAAAGGAGCAGUGUGGGAGAUGUCACUGAGCUGUUAACUGAGAGGGUCGUCUCAUUAUUAAACUGCAUUGCAAAUGUUGCCAGAAUAAAAUUUUAAGGGCCAAAGUUGAUGUUGCACCACCCUCUUUGGACACCCUUCAUUUCCUCAGCCCAAAUCACAACCCAAUGAUUUUCCCCUGUGGGGGUUUCAGUACAUGUUUUCUUUCAUUUGAACUGAUGCAGGGUGUGUGAAUGUGACUAACUGAGAUUUGAAGCUUGUAAAGAGCAAGUUUCAAGGAGGUCAGCCCUACCGCAUUCUCUGAUUCCAAUCAGCUCUCCAGAAUCAGCUUUUCCAGUUUUAAAGGUGUUGCAGAAAUGUUAAUUUGACACAGCAUCUAGUGAACAAGGUUUUAGGAAAUUAUUAAGGGAUAAACUAAUAGAUUCAAAUUGUACUUGACAAUCCAUUCUGAUAAAGCCCAUAGUUGUUUUGUGAGGAAGAGAUCAGAGGGCAAUAAAAGAGGAUUCAUUUCUCAUCUAUAUAAAACUGUGAACACAUAGUUUUGUGGCCAAUGUAUUUAUUUUAGUAUUAAAAGUAUAGCCCUCCUGUAUAAACCUCUUUUUUUUAGUUGUUUUCCGAACAAACAAUGUUGAAAAUAUAUUCUUAAAGUUUUGAUGUAAAAUAUUUUUUUAAUAGACUGCCAUUUUGAACUUCACAAAACUUUUAAAGGUGCACUACUUGCAAACCUUGAGCCCUUUCCAUCCAAGGUAAAUUAAUGGUCUCAUGGAAAAAUGGAUCUUGUUCUGUCAGAGUGAUGCACUCUGAUGGGGAAAAAGGCAGUCUUCUGUCUUUCAGUCAGCUGGCAGUUGUGUGUCAAUUGUCUGGCUUAUGGAAAUAAGUUGUGAGGGGACUCCUUCCUCUCCCAUCUGAACAAGCAGCAGAAUUGGCCUUAGUCAUCAGAAUGAGCAGAGGUGCUCUCUAGAUAGAACCUUAAAAAUCAUAACCACUGGGAAUGAGAGUAUAGUCAGGUGGAGUGUGCCAUGAAUCAGGAAGAGCAGGGCUCACUAUGUGUCUCUUGACACAUCCCUGUGCAUCCAGAGAGCGCAGUUCACUGACAAUGAUUAUUCUGAUAAUGCACGUGAAGUACUUAGGAUUUAUUGUGCUGUACCCACAGACUGGUAGGUGCUAAUGUACUAGAGUUGAACAGAGCACUUUUAGAAGGAUGUUGUGCCUUCUUUGGAUCUUUACCAGGUUGUCACAUUUGUAUAGGGCAUUUUUAGGAUUACUGCCAUGGUGCAGUGUUGUCUCUAAAGGGAAAAGGGUGAUGUCCUCAAUAUUGUUUAUCACUGCAUAGGCUAAGCAGAAAACCCUGCUGUAUGUAAGCCAAAAUAUAGCUUUGGUUGGUCAUGAAAGGAAAUGAAAAGGGAGUUGCUUUGACUUAGCCAAGAGUAUGUCCCAUCACAUUCCAAAUGGGGAAUUAAGUCUGUUUUCAGAAGCCUCACAUUCUCUUGUAUUUUCAUUUUACGAAAAUUUGAUACUAUGCCUCUCCCUCCUACCCCAUGACCCCCUUCUGUUCUUGUCAGCAUGCAAUUUAGACAAUGAAAAAGAAAGGAGAAUGUGGAAAUAUAGCUUAUUGGAGGGAUAUCUUAAAUGUGCACUUUGUGGAAACAAGCACUUUUCAUGGAGAUGAUCUGAAUGUAUAAUUCUGUCUCUAUCUUACUGUGCCACUUGCUAACCUUCUGUUUGAAGAUGUUAAUGAAACUGAAUAUUGCCUGUGCUUUGUGCAGCUAUGUGAAUGAUUUCGAUGUGACAAGUAGAGUUCUGCACUUUAAAGUGUUGCCUUGGCAUAGUGUCCAUGUUCUGUAGUAUUUGCAAACAGAUGGCUUAGUGAACUCAGAGAAAGGCUGCACCUUAUUUCCUUCUGUUGAAUGCUUCCCCCAAUGCACUGUGCUUGUAAAAGCAAACUUUUAAGAGUUUCACCACCUUGUCACUUCACACCAAAAUGUAGGGCUCCUGCUUGUGAAAAAAAUCUAAACCCUCCAUUUAAAUAAGAGGGGUUAGUGCGAUGACCCAAAGUCAGCCUUGUUGUAGUUGCUGAAUGAAGAGCACAACUUUCAGAUAGGCAGCAAGAGGUUAGUGUGUGCCACACACACAGUUAGGAGGCCGUAGCUAUUUUCACACUAGGACUGACAUGCUUGGAAUACUCAUACCACUCAAAGAUUUGGCAAGCCUUUGGGAUGUUGCUGGCUACAUUUCGGCUGCAUGGAUUAGAAUAUGUGGAGAAUAUAUCUCACCAAAGUGCAAGAGCUGUCAGUGCUGGUGUAAAAAAGGUGCUCUAAUCACAUUUUGCAGAAGUGCAAGACUGCUUUUUGAAGGAGGUAUUUUAAAUACUCUCACCAGAUCUCCUAUUUUCUUUUGAUUCCUUUUUUGGGGGGUUAGAAAUGCAUCUGGAAUUGUGAUUGUUGCUCUGUUUUCUGGCUGAUUUGUUGUCAGUUAUGCUAAAUGAGCACCUUUGUGCUGAUGUAACAAAAUAAAGAGGCCAUGUUUACAUUA
Messenger RNA from Zootoca vivipara (common lizard), 6806 nucleotides. It is a transcript of the gene GDA, whose product is annotated as guanine deaminase. Gene Ontology annotation, cellular component: cytosol. NCBI's taxonomy places the organism in Eukaryota, Metazoa, Chordata, Lepidosauria, Squamata, Lacertidae. Gene Ontology annotation, biological process: guanine catabolic process. Gene Ontology annotation, molecular function: guanine deaminase activity; zinc ion binding. The record is from RefSeq and is a predicted model, not a curated record.